CGAUUUUUGGAGGGAUAGAGGAAAAACGGUGUCGUUUAGAGGUUAAAAAUAUCUACAUAUCGCAACACAAUCAGACGAGAAUCGGAGCUGCAUUUUGAUAGAUAGGCCAAUGGCGACGGCGGAUUCUCCAAACACCGAUUCUGAUGCUGAUUUCGAAAACCCUAACUCUACUGUUACCUCCAAUUCUUCAGACGCUUUGAAAGCUAACCUUUCCGGUCCUCCUAUAGUAUGCCUUCUCAGGUUCGCCGGCGACUCAGUCGCUGGCGCUUUCAUGGGCUCCAUUUUCGGCUACGGUUUGGGUUUGGUUAAGAAAAAAGGCUUUAAAGGAUCCUUUGCAGAGGCCGGAUCUUCUGCCAAGACAUUUGCAAUUUUGUCUGGAGUUCACAGUUUGGUUGUCUGUUUUCUGAAGAGGUUGAGAGGAAAGGAUGAUGUUGUGAAUGCUGGAGUAGCUGGGUGUUGCACUGGUCUCGCAUUAAGUUUUCCAGGUACACCACAGGCUCUUCUACAGAGCUGCGUCACUUUUGGGGUGUUCUCAUUUAUCAUUGAAGGGCUUAACAAGCAGCAGCCAGCCCUUGCACAUCCAUUUUCAAUGAGAAACGAAAGAGGGGGCAAAAAGGCACUUCCUCCCCUAGCAUUCCCUCUUCCAGAUGAGUUGAAAGAAUCCUUCUCACACUUCUGCCGGUCCCUGCAAAAACCCAACAAGGGCAAUUUUCCUGCAGCUCACUGAUAAGCUCAGGAGUUCAUUAGUGUAGACUGCUGGUGUGGCCAUGAGGUACCUUGUAACGUUUGAUAUUCUGAAACCAAUUGCGAGCUAAAUAAUGAAAUGUCUUCUUAUGCAGCAAA
This is a messenger RNA of Vitis vinifera (wine grape), 843 nucleotides long. RefSeq names its product chloroplastic import inner membrane translocase subunit TIM22-2. Gene Ontology annotation, cellular component: TIM22 mitochondrial import inner membrane insertion complex; chloroplast envelope. The record is from RefSeq and is a predicted model, not a curated record. Gene Ontology annotation, biological process: protein insertion into mitochondrial inner membrane; protein targeting to chloroplast. The transcript is spliced from 5 exons. The coding region runs from base 110 to 727 and encodes 205 amino acids. NCBI's taxonomy places the organism in Eukaryota, Viridiplantae, Streptophyta, Magnoliopsida, Vitales, Vitaceae. Gene Ontology annotation, molecular function: transmembrane protein transporter activity.